Molecule: messenger RNA, 1626 nt
Organism: Acanthocheilonema viteae
Lineage: Eukaryota; Metazoa; Nematoda; Chromadorea; Rhabditida; Onchocercidae
Source: the annotation of a GenBank genome assembly
AUGAUACAAGCGGGCCGGAUAAUGGGAUCUGUACAGCUAAAUUUUUGGGAGGUAUUGGGCUGUUACUCGGAAUGGCAGUCCGGGGGUGGAGUGGAUUUGACGAGCCAUCCGGUUCCAAUCCCAGUUACAAUUGUUUUGAAUUUUUUCCAGGUUCAGGCACUUGUUCAAUCACGUCUUGGUCAGUUGAUAGUACAAUCAUGUAGUGUAUCACCGGAUGCUACUGAUUGGUUCAGCAUACGAAUUGAUGAACUAGGUGAAGUGGCUGCACAGUUACGCACAAGCAUCACAAAAUAUCCUCCGAACGCUAAUUGUUUCACUUUGGAUUUUCUGCUUCAUACUGCUGAUGGUGAUGUCCUACCUUUGGAAUCGUGGUGUGUUCGGUAUGAUUCGGAAUUGAUUGAUGGAAAUGUAAACAUAAGGACCGAAUUAUACCACCAGCUAGGGACACUUUUGAAAUCAGCAAUUGUAGCAUCACGAAUGACUCCAGCUUAUCGUUACUAUGUUCGCAAACAAGGCCCUGACACUUUCAUUAUCAUGUAUAGAAUUUACGAAAAAGAACCAGAAAUGGACUUAGGUGAAGAACAAAAAAAAGUUCGCAUCGGUCUGGUAACAUCUCCAUUUGGUGGAUUUUCUGUUGAUCUACUGUAUCGUACAAAGAUGGAAAUUGACCGUACAGCGACACAGGAAAUGAAUGUAAGCACUGUGGCUGCACCGCAGAAUAUGGGUACCAAUGAACAUCAAUUCAACAUGGAUGUAGAUGUCCCAAUGUUGAUUCCAUUCGGUCCUGUCCCUGUUCACGGUGGUGAAGUUGUACCGGUUAGUCCGGUUUCAAACCUUAUCAGCAUUUUCAAUAUUGAUCCUGCUAAACAGGAAAAGAUUGAUGAAUUAGUCUUAGAAACCUCUUCACGACGUGUACAUUUCCAUUUGGGUCAUUCUCGAUCCUCUUCAGAUGAUGCUUGCUGUCGUAGUGAUAUGUGCAGUGAUGAAAAUAUCUUUGGCUUAGACAGGAGCAGCAACCAACCAUAUAGCUCAAGUUUGCCACAUCGAUCAGCAUCAGUGAAAAACCGAUCAAGGACUCAUUCAUUCCCAUUUUCAACUUUGUUGACUACGGCCACGAGUAAUUCGAUUCCAGGUCAGGGAUUUCUGGAAGCACUGGAAGACAGUGACAAGAUAACACCGACUUCUUCUCCUAUUCAAUCCCCAUCACCAUCACCUACUCUUGUGGCUUCCGGUUCAACAUGUUGUGCACCAGCUGCACCGAGCCGUAUACAUCAGUGUGCUACUGUUCCUUCUGGAGUAAAUUUAAUGAACAAUGGAGCAAGCGAGAAGUUGGAAGAUGAUUCUGCUGAAGAAACGGAGACGCAGAGCGAUGAUGACGAUGAUGAUUUGACAAGUAGCGACGGCAGUUAUGUCAAGGUGGCAUUUGGAAGCAGUGAAAGUUUGGCAGAUGGUUUAGGCGAGUUCAUGAAACAGUGUAGGUCGGCUCCAACUCAUCUUUCAUUUCAAAUUGACAGCACGUCUGUAAUUCCUGAAUUGCUUAGGAACUUUUAUGGCUUGGAUUGGGAAAUUCGUCGGCUAGACGAUGUCGGAAAAUAUGAAAAUGAGGAACGAAGUUUAUAUCAUUAA